Messenger RNA from Ananas comosus (pineapple), 1860 nucleotides. Its product is annotated as probable magnesium transporter NIPA8. The transcript is spliced from 14 exons. Lineage: Eukaryota; Viridiplantae; Streptophyta; Magnoliopsida; Poales; Bromeliaceae. The record is from RefSeq and is a predicted model, not a curated record. Gene Ontology annotation, cellular component: membrane. Bases 355 to 1680 code for a protein of 441 amino acids. Gene Ontology annotation, biological process: magnesium ion transport. Gene Ontology annotation, molecular function: magnesium ion transmembrane transporter activity.
UUUCUCACCCCCGCGACUUCGAAAAUCGCACGUCUCCUCCAUCCUUUUUUCUCCUUCCCACGCUUUUAGGGAGAAAAAGAAAAAAAAGAAAAAAAAAGAAAAGAAAAAUUAGGGUUUCUCUCCUCUCCCUUUUCCUUCUCCCAUCCGACGAAUCUCCCGGGAAAGGUAGGCUCUUUCAAUCUGUCAAGUUGAGCCGCAUGAAGUUUCUCCCUGAAGUUUUGUAGGUUACAUUGAUAAACAAGGAACUUACUGCUUGAAAUGUUUACUGCGACAAACUGUUAUACAGUCCAAAAGAUGCUUUUAUGAAGAGCAUAGGUUAAUCUAUUUACAGCAGUUUCUAAUCAUUUUUGAUCGAUGGGCGAGUGGGUCAUUGGAGCUUUGAUUAACAUAGUUGGGAGUAUCGCCAUAAACUUUGGGACUAACCUUCUAAAACUGGGCCAUGAUCAGCGAGAGAGGCUUGCUGUGGUUGGUGGUGAAGGCAAUGGCAAAAUUAUUUUGAAACCAAUCAUGUAUUUCCAAACCUGGAGAGUGGGUAUCCUUUUUUUCGCUCUGGGAAACUGCCUCAACUUCAUUUCCUUUGCAUAUGCGGCACAGUCGCUUCUUGCAGCUCUGGGAUCAAUCCAGUUUGUUUCUAAUAUUGCAUUUGCUUACUUUGUACUAAGCAAAACGGUAUCAGUGAAGGUUAUGGUAGCCACAUGUUUUAUUGUUUUCGGCAACAUCUUCUUAGUUUGUUUUGGCAAUCACCAGUCACCCGUUUACACACCUGAGCAGUUGAUCGCCAAGUACAGCAAUUUGAUCUUUCUUCUUUACUGUGUCUCGUUGGUGUUGGUAGUUGCUCUUAAUCACUAUAUCUAUAGGAGAGGAGAAGAUAUUCUCUCAGCUUCUGUGCCUGAUUUUAGUGCCUAUUGGCGCACGUUGCUGCCCUUUUCCUAUGCUGUUGUUUCUGGUGCUGUUGGAUCUUGCUCGGUGUUGUUUGCAAAAUCAUUGUCUAACAUGCUGAGACUAACAAUUGGCAGCAAUUAUCAGCUUCAUAGCUGGUUCACAUACUCGAUGCUUUUAUUAUUUUUGAGCACAGCAGGAUUUUGGAUGGCAAGAUUGAAUGAAGGGUUGUCUUUAUUUGAUGCAAUCCUAAUAGUACCAAUGUUUCAAAUUGCAUGGACCUUCUUCUCCAUUUGUACAGGAUUUGUAUAUUUUCAGGAAUAUCAAGUAUUUAAUACACUUAGAAUAAUGAUGUUCGUUCUUGGAAUGGCAUUUGUUUUCAUUGGAAUUUCCUUGUUAGCUCCUGAUGAUAGUAGAGCAAAUGAUACAAAGGAUUCUUCCUCCACAAGUCAAGGCUUUGCAACUGAUGUGAACAGGCUAACCAAGCUGCCAACAGAGGAGACUGAAGUAACUGAUAUGAAAUCCUUUAUGCAUGUAGUACUUGCAAAGUCUAAAUCACUAUUGUUGAAGGCGAAGGCUACCUGCUCAAUGUCCAUUGGACUUGGAGAGGAGUCAAUUAGUGCUUCGUCGGUACUUGUUAUGCCUAUGGUUUCUUCGAGGACAACAGGCUUUAGAGGAACCAUUUUCGAUAGGGCUAAGUUCAUUCCUUUAAGAAGCUCUGGUUGGAGCAGUUCUUCAAUCAAUGAUGAGUAUGACGAUGAUGCUGACGCGGAAGUGAAUGAUACACGUUCUUUGCUUUGAUAGAGCUCCAAUGAUAGAAUAAAUUUAUUGUUUUUCAGCAAGAUUAUUCUUUAGUAUAAUCUCCUUGUACCAUGAGUGUAUAGAUUUAUACUUCAUAUUCACCUUGUCAUUUUAAGAUUCAAGAUGUAAGUUUCAAAGCUUUGUUGUAUAUAAAAUCAUUCGCUUCUGAAUACUUAUUUA